Molecule: messenger RNA, 1424 nt
Organism: Portunus trituberculatus (swimming crab)
Lineage: Eukaryota; Metazoa; Arthropoda; Malacostraca; Decapoda; Portunidae
Exons: 4
Coding region: 191-898 (235 amino acids)
Source: RefSeq, a predicted model, not a curated record
GCCGAAAGAGUCCGGGAUGGGGCGGGGUGAAGCUUUGUUUACAGCGCCGCCUCAGCUGGCCUCACCCCUCACCCUCACCCUCACCCCUCGUCCUGCACAGCCACUGCUCUGCCACCAUGCUGCUGCCCCUCAGGUUAUAAGAAUGUAGGAAAGACUCAGGAUAAAAUUUGAAGGCAUCCAAUGCACUAUUAUGCUUCCACUUAGUGACAUGCUUCCACUUCAAGAAGAAGCUGUUACUAUUGAGCCACAGUAUGAUGGUGUCAUUAUGCUGAGCUCAGAGGCGGUCCUCUUUAGUGAUGCCAAGCCACGUCCUGAUGGCAGCAAGGUAUACCAUGUGUUUGAGAGAACUCUCGGAGAGUCAACUCAAGAUGAGUCAAUGCCAAGUGAAGAUUUCCAGGCAAGGCAGGAGCAGCUAUUUUCUCAAGCCCAUGAAAACACUCUGCAGGGUAUUCAGCAGGUGCUCGCAGAAAGUGGCUUUGUAAAUCAGGCAUGGUGUGAAGGAAGUGGGGGUGGGGAGCCUGCUGGGCCCACCUUGGACCAGAGCUCUGCUGAGGAUCCUUCAUUCAGUCUUUCUCCAGGGUUGAAUCUCACUGUUAACACCUCACAAUCAUGUUUGUCUAGACACUAUCAACCACCCCCAUCCAGAGUAUAUCAGUUUGAGAUUGUUCUACCACUUGAACAUAAACGUCGACUUCUCAAGCGACUGCUGAAGCGUAAAGGAGUUGAUUUCGUAGAAUUUGAACCUGAGAAUCGUCGCAUUAUAAUUAAAACACGAAGGUCUGUACACACUAUCCUGUCUGUCCUACGUGAUGUUGACCCUAGUGCCCGACUUUUGGGGACCAGCAGAGACCAUGAGGAAAGCAGAGAAGGGGACCACUUGGAAGGCUCAGGAAGGUAAUAAAAGAGAGAAUGGUGCUAGUUAACAUUUUUGGUAUUUAGUUUUGUGUUUGUGUGCCAUAUUAUCACUGUCUACUGGUUGCUGAAAUCUCAUGUUCAUUUCUGACACUAAUAGCCAUUUUAUCCACUUGCAUUGUUCAUUCAACCUCAAAUGUCCAGUGGUUACAUGUUGGCUGGUUGAAAAGUGUAACUUUUCAUAGUUCCUCUCUUAUGUACAUAUUUUUUUCUUGUCAGUAGUGAAUCAUAUAGUUAGUAUAUCUGUAGAAGAAUCAAAUUACAAAAACUUGUAAGAGGAACAUAAGGUUUUUUUUUUUUUUUAUAUGUAUGGUAAAAUUUAAAAGGCUUGUGACAUGUUUGUUAAGUAUAUGGCUUGGGGAUGGAAUUCUUAAGCUUUCCGGUCUUGCCAGUAGAAUAAGGGGAUAAAUGAUAAUCUUCUAGUUGAAGAGAGUAUCCAUAACUACCUAAUGAUUAGUCAUGAAAACCAUAUGUGUGAUGUACCAUUUUGCAAAUAGAUGGCAUUAGAAAAA